AUGGAGGCAGCAUCGCGGCGGAUAUUAUCUAGUGGCGUGCGAUUGCACCCGUCAAACCCACUCCUAUCGAAAGCUCAUUCCCGCUCCCUCAUUCCCGCCACAACCGUCCUUUCCCACCACAGUCCUUCCUCUUCAGCCUCCUCAUUGACAUGUUCCAACUCAUUCCGGCACUUUGCAAGCACCUCACGAUCCCUGGCUGGGGAGAGUUCCUUCGCCGGUUUCCCCUCCAGCGUUCAAGGUGGGCCGACUUCCUACUUCUCGCAGCGUCAAUCGCUGCCCAUGAACACGGUGAUUAGGUUCGUUCCUCAGCAGACCGCGUGGAUUGUGGAGCGGAUGGGCAAGUUUAAUCGGAUUCUGGAACCUGGAUUGGCUAUCCUGGUGCCGUUUUUGGAUCGAAUUGCAUACGUGAAGAGUUUGAAGGAGGCGGCUAUUGAGAUUCCAAGCCAGAAUGCGAUUACGGCGGACAAUGUCACGUUGGAAUUGGAUGGGGUGUUAUAUACGAGAGUUUUUGAUGCAUAUAAGGCUAGUUACGGUGUUGAAGAUGCCGAAUACGCCAUCUCUCAGCUUGCUCAGACGACAAUGCGUUCUGAAAUCGGCCAGCUUACUUUAGACCAUGUGCUAAAGGAACGCGCAACGCUUAAUACGAACAUUACACAAGCCAUUAACGAGGCAGCGCAGGACUGGGGUGUUGUCUGUCUCCGAUAUGAAAUCAGAGACAUCCAUGCUCCCGACGGGGUCGUUGCCGCUAUGCACCGCCAAGUCACCGCGGAGCGAUCCAAGAGGGCCGAGAUCCUAGAAUCCGAGGGACAGAGACAGAGUGCUAUCAACAUUGCGGAGGGUCGUAAGCAGUCCGUCAUCCUUGCUUCAGAGGCACUUAGGAGCGAACAGAUCAACAUGGCAACCGGUGAGGCAGAGGCGAUCAUGCUCAAGGCUAAUGCAACUGCGAGGGGAAUCGAAGCUGUUGCCAAAGCCAUUAAAGACGGCCAGGAGAAUGCACAGGGUGCUGUUAGCUUGAGCGUUGCGGAGAAGUAUGUCGAGGCAUUCUCGAAGCUGGCGCGCGAGAGUACGGCCGUUGUCGUUCCCGGGAAUGUUGGGGAUAUUGGUGGGAUGAUUGCUAGUGCCAUGGCUGUCUAUGGAAAGGUCAAUGAGAGUCAGGCUAGGAGUAUGGCUGCGAAGGCGAUUGGUGUGCAAGGGUCGCAUGAUCAGAGUGGAGCGGGUGAAGAAGUUUCCGGGAGGCCGAGGGCGGGAGAGUUGACACCGCAAGAGUUUGGAGACGCUAGUUCUCCUGCUGCUGGCACAGGCCAGCAAAGGGGGCUUGCGGAUAGCGUACUUGAGGGUUUUGAUCAGACGAGCCGACGGAGGAAGCUAUAA
Messenger RNA from Paracoccidioides brasiliensis Pb18, 1371 nucleotides. RefSeq lists its product as uncharacterized. The transcript has 2 exons. Gene Ontology annotation, cellular component: membrane. The record is from RefSeq and is a predicted model, not a curated record. The coding region runs from base 1 to 1371 and encodes 456 amino acids.